CUGGUGCCGUUUACUCCAACCCGUGGUCACACAGAAGAGCCCAACCUCUACCCUCCAUUCCUGCGGUACUUUGCCUUUAAUGCGAGAAGAGUUCAGCACUCUCUUCCCUCUGCGUACACACGAACUAGCGCUAUCCACUAGGCCAGGAGCGGAAGCGAGAGAAAAACUCACUUUGCAAGAAAAGCUCGCUAACGCCGGGAGUCGAACCCCUGACCUGACCUCUAAAAGGUUUCGCGGUUACCAACUAGACCACCGGGGCGACCUGUAG
Molecule: messenger RNA, 268 nt
Organism: Ectocarpus sp. CCAP 1310/34
Lineage: Eukaryota; Phaeophyceae; Ectocarpales; Ectocarpaceae
Source: the annotation of a GenBank genome assembly